Sciurus carolinensis (gray squirrel) is the source of this 951-nucleotide messenger RNA. Its product is annotated as olfactory receptor 1K1. Gene Ontology annotation, cellular component: membrane. Gene Ontology annotation, biological process: G protein-coupled receptor signaling pathway. Gene Ontology annotation, molecular function: G protein-coupled receptor activity; olfactory receptor activity. Lineage: Eukaryota; Metazoa; Chordata; Mammalia; Rodentia; Sciuridae. The record is from RefSeq and is a predicted model, not a curated record.
AUGGACGCUGCCAAUGAGUCCUCGGAGGGAGUGCCAUUUAUUCUACUGGGACUGACAACUAGCCCUGGACAGAGGCGGCCUCUCUUUGUGCUGUUCUUGUUCUUGUAUGUGGCGGGCAUCCUGGGUAAUGGACUCAUUGUGGCUGCCAUCCAGGCCAGCCCGGUCCUUCAGGCACCUAUGUACUUCCUGCUGGCCCAUCUGUCCUUUGCUGACCUCUGCUUUACCUCCUCAGUCACUGUGCCCAAGAUGUUGGCCAAUUUAUUGUCCUAUGACCACUCCAUCUCCCUGGCAGGCUGCCUGACCCAAAUGUACUUCUUCUUUGCCCUGGGCAUAACUGAGAGCUGUCUCCUAGCUGCUAUGGCCUAUGACCGCUAUGUGGCCGUUUGGCACCCCCUCCACUAUGCCACGAGGAUGUCGCAGGCUGUGUGCAUGGCCCUGGUGGGGACAGCUUGGCUGGUGUCCCACAUCCACUCCCUCCUGCACAUCCUGCUCAUGGCCCGCCUGUCCUUCUGUGCCUCCCACCAAGUACCCCACUUCUUCUGUGACCCCAGCCCUCUUUUAAGGCUCUCAUGCUCAGACUCCCGCCACAUCCAGCUUCUCAUCUUCACCGAAGGUGCUGCAGUGGUGGUCACUCCCUUCCUGCUCAUUCUUGCCUCCUUUGGGGCCAUCGCAGCUGCUGUGCUCCGGCUGCCCUCAGCCUCUGGGAGGCUCCAGGCUGUGUCCACCUGUGGCUCCCACUUGGCUGUGGUGGGCCUCUUCUAUGGGACAGUCAUCACUGUCUACUUUCAGCCCACAUCCCAAUAUAAGGCAGAGCAGGGAUGUGUGGCCACUGUCAUGUACACCAUAGACCCCAUGCUGAACCCUGUCAUCUACAGCCUCCGGAAUCACAAUGUGCAGGGGGCACUCAGAGCCCUUUUCACUGGGCAAAGGAUCUCUGCUGAUGUCUCCUGA